AGGUCCACAUUCGAGUUGCAUCACCUCCAAUCCGGUUCCCAUGCUACAUGGGCAUUAACAUUCCUACCAAAGAGGAGCUAAUUGCUAAUAAACCAGAGUUUGAGGAUAUAGCGGGUUACAUUGGUGCUACAAGUGUCCGUUAUCUGUCAGUUGAAGGUCUGGUAUCUGCUGUUCAAGGUGGGAUAGAGUCACAUGGGAAAGAUGAGAGGAUCAGCACUAAGACUACUAGAUUUGGUCAUUGCACAGCCUGUCUCACAGGAAAAUACCCAGUGGAGCUGGAGUGGUGAAUUUCGGCCCACAUAAAUGUAUAUUCAUUUCUGUAUAGAAUAGUUUUUUUUUUUGUUUGUUUCUUUUGAAAUCAUUUGUUAAAAUGACUAAAACUGGAAUUAAAACUGUGCUGCUGCUUUAACAUUUGUUGCAGUUGUAAAUGUCGUAAGGCAGGCUAUAUACUGUUAGAAUUAAACACAAAAUAAAACAUUCCAUGCAUUUUUCAAUUUUCAAACAUUCCUUUUAAGAGCUGCAUUAAAAGCAUUCCUGUUGCUGUCAGAUUUCAAACCACUAGUUUGGUUAAGAUUCUUGUCUAGUAAAAACACUAUCUUGUAAAUAUCAAAACUAUUUUAUUAGAUCUGUUUCAGUACCCAUGUAAGCUUCUCAACUUUUUGUUUACUUAAUGUGCGCAUUAGCAGCUGUUCUUAAAGAAACAGAUUGUCUUGCUUUUCUGUUAGUCCUCAAGAGCACACAAAAUGAA
Molecule: messenger RNA, 748 nt
Organism: Sinocyclocheilus grahami
Lineage: Eukaryota; Metazoa; Chordata; Actinopteri; Cypriniformes; Cyprinidae
Product: amidophosphoribosyltransferase-like
Exons: 2
Coding region: 48-287 (79 amino acids)
Source: RefSeq, a predicted model, not a curated record